Oncorhynchus gorbuscha (pink salmon) is the source of this 2033-nucleotide messenger RNA. RefSeq lists its product as uncharacterized. The coding region runs from base 266 to 820 and encodes 184 amino acids. The record is from RefSeq and is a predicted model, not a curated record. The transcript has 2 exons. NCBI's taxonomy places the organism in Eukaryota, Metazoa, Chordata, Actinopteri, Salmoniformes, Salmonidae.
ACAAAGUCAAAAUUGGCUGUAUCGUAACAUUUCAUGAAAACAAACGUGCGUUUGUGUUAAUAUACAGUUAGCAGUGUGGUUAAGGUUAGUUUUAAAAUCAGAUUUUAAAUUGUAGAUAUAGGCGGGGUUUAUGACUGUGUUAACAAGUGACAACCACUCUCAUUGGCCAGACCGCGUGUGUGUAAUUUACACAGUAAGUGGUGCGCGGCUCAGUCAAAACAUUGUUACCUGUUGUUGAUGCUUGAAAGAUUCCACGCUUGUACUCAUGACGAAAAGGCGAGCUGAAGACGGUUUGUUCCACGACACGCCUGUUAAAAGAUCAUGUUUUCGUCCAUUUGACAAAUUUGAUACGCAGUUAGAAAGCAUGGCUGCAGCCGGGUGCGUGAGUCCGCCAUCUCUGCUCGCUUUGUUGGGGAGACGCUGCAAAAAGAGACCGUAUUAUUUCGAAGAUCAGGAGGAACAUCAAGAAACACUUAAACCGCGCAAGCUGUCAAAUAGUGAACAUCGGGUCAGUGCACCACCGAGUGUGCUGGUAAAUAAUUCUGGAAGUAUCCGAGAGAGUGCAUAUGCGGACUCUGGUUGCUCAACGGUGACCUCUAAGAAACGUGCACGAGAUAACACUGUCACAAGAUACGAUGCUCCAAGGAUUGUGACACACAAAUAUGAUGAUGGCAAUGACCUAUGCACUUUCAACUCAUUCCAGUACUGGAGGGUCCCUCUACCAGAGCUGGACAUUUCACUCCUUCAGAAUGGAAACCUCUCUGGAUCAAAUGGAGAACCCCCUGCCAAAGAAUUAUCCUGUGAAGCCAUGGAGUCAUAAAUUUGAAUUCAUGAAUGUCUGCCCACCAUGGAACUCUUAUGAGAGGUGGCCACCAGUGGAGGCUGGUGGGAGAAGCUAUAGGAGGACUGUCUUUGUCCCAUGGCUUGAAUAUAAUUAAUGGAACAGAGUCAAACGUGCUUUACAUGUGUCUGAUACCAUUCCAUUUAUUAUAUUCCAGCCAUUACAAGGAGCCUGUCCUAUAGCUCCUCCAACCAGACACACUGCCCAUCAGAGCCAUAGCUUUAGAUCAAUACUGUGUAGACCAUGGAGUUCUCAAUGUGGGGUACGUGGACACCUGGCCAGAUCUCAAAAUAUAUACUGAAUAUUACAUUUUAACCUUAAAUGUUAUAAAAUUAAUAUUACAAAAAACAUAUUAAAUUCCUUUUGGCCAAAGGAUCUGUGGAAUAAGUUUAAAGUGUGUAAUACAGUGUGAUGUUAUUAAUCUACAAUUGAUGUUCUUAACCCUGGGCAACAUGGGCCUGGGAGGCUCACAGGGAUAUUGGUAUCCACAGUACUCCACAAAUAAUCAAUUUGUCAACUCCAUACUAUUCCCCAAAAUUUUUGUUUUGACAUGAAUGCACUGUAAUGUAAGCUUUAAAGCUGCAAUGUUACCUCUGGCUCAUUGCAAAAUUGCAGCAUAUUAUCUUUAAAGCUGCAACAACAAAACAGCUCUGCCCCAUGACACAAUUUGUAGAUUUGCAGGAAAUUAGCUUUAAAACUGCAACAUUUUUGCUCUUUCACCUGGCCUGAGACACUAACUCUGAAAUCUGGCUACAUGGUUAUUGUACCUGCUUUGAACACAAGGAUAAAGCUGUAUGUACAGUGCAUUCGGAAGGUAUUCAGACCCCUUGGUUUUUUCCAAAUUUUGUUAUGUUACAGCCUUAUUCUAAAAUGGAUUAAAUAACCCCCCCCCCCUUUUCAAUCUACACACAAUACCCAUAAUAACAAAGCAAAAACUUUUUUUGUAAAUUUAUGAAAAAUAAACUGAAAUCACGUUUACAUAAGUAUGAAGACCCUUUACUCAGUACUUUCUUGAAGCACCUUUGCCCGUGGUUAGAGCCUCGAGUAUGCUACUACAAGCAUGGCACCCCUGUAUUUGGGGAGUUUUAUCCUAUUCUUCUCUGCAGAUCCUCUUAAGCUCUGUCAGGGUGGAUGGGGAUUGUCACAGCAGCUAUUUUCAGGUCUCUCCGGAGAUGGUUGAUCGGGUUCAAGU